Messenger RNA from Bipolaris maydis ATCC 48331, 1431 nucleotides. Its product is annotated as peptidase S8/S53 domain-containing protein. The record is from RefSeq and is a predicted model, not a curated record. Lineage: Eukaryota; Fungi; Ascomycota; Dothideomycetes; Pleosporales; Pleosporaceae. Gene Ontology annotation, molecular function: serine-type endopeptidase activity. Gene Ontology annotation, biological process: proteolysis.
AUGAGAUACACUCUACUCUCUGCGCUAUCGGCUUUGGCCGUGGCGUCGCCGACGCAUACAGCGACUACUGGCAACAACAUAGCCCCACUUCUAUCAUCAGACUCAGAGGCUGCAGUGCCUGAUAAAUACAUUGUUGUCUUCAAGAAGGAUAUCGAAGACCCCUCUGAGCACUUUGACUGGCUGCAGAGCAUCCAACCCAACAGCGAGGAUCGCAUGGAGCUUCGAAAGCGCUCUGGCGACGUUUUUACCGGUCUCAAGCAUACAUAUGAGAUGUCUGGCUUCAUGGGAUACUCUGGUCAUUUCGAUGAAGAGACCAUCAAGUCAAUUCAGCGUCACUCUGAUAUUGAAUACAUCGAACGCGACUCUGAAGUCUAUCUCGACGGAAACGACCCUGAGAUUCACAACCUUGCCGGCGACGUGCCUAUGGUUCAGAAAAAUGCUUCCUGGGGCCUUGCUCGUAUCUCUCAGCGUAAUGCUUUAAAGACGGAAACAUACAAUGACCAUCUAUAUGCUGCUAACGGAGGUGCGGGUGUUGACGUCUAUGUCAUCGACUCCGGCACCAACAUUGAGCACGUUGACUUCGAGGGUCGGGCAACAUGGCUCAAGACGGUCUUGGAUAAAUCGCCCGAUCAAGAUACUGGUGGUCAUGGCACGCACUGCUCUGGUACUCUUGUUGGCAAGAGGCAUGGUGUUGCCAAGAAGGCAAAUCUCUAUUCCAUCAAGGUCUUUGGCGGCGGAAUCACAACCACGACUGCUGAUAUUAUUAAAGGUAUUCAAUACGCGGUCCAAUCACACGAGUCGGCCGUCAAAAGCGGAAAAAAGGGCUUCAAAGGCAGUGUUGUCAAUAUGAGUUUAUCAUCCUCGGGCUAUUCUCACGCAGAGAAACAAGCUAUCGAUGCUGCUAUACGUAGUGGCCUCCAUUUUGCUGUCGCUGCUGGCAACCAGAACACGGAUGCAUGCACGAGAUCUCCCGCCGCCUAUGACAACGUAAUUACCGUUGGUUCAUCGAAUCUACAAGAACGGCGCGUUUCCAGCUCCAACUAUGGCAAGUGUGUCGACAUCUUUGCCCCUGGAGACAGGAUUCUAUCUACUUUCAUUGGUACCAAGUAUGCUACUGCUGUUAGGACAGGAACCUCUAUGGCUGCUCCUCAUGUUGCUGGUCUUGUUGCCUACAUGCUCUCUCUUCAGCCUGACAAGAGCUCUGGUUAUGCUGGGAUUGAUAUCACACCUCAAAAGCUCAAAGCCAAUAUACUCGCUAUUGGUACCGUUGGCGCCCUUUCAGGCCUCCCCAACGAAACAAAGAAUCUCUUGUUGUGGAACGGAGGUGGCUCUUCUAACUUGACUGAAAUUAUUGGGCGUGGUGGCUACAUUGUCAAGAAACCCGGCAGUGUGGGUGGAUCUGAAUUCAGGAGCUCGGUCCUCUCUCUUUAG